Messenger RNA from Arthroderma uncinatum, 678 nucleotides. RefSeq names its product ThiJ/PfpI family protein. The transcript is spliced from 2 exons. The coding region runs from base 1 to 678 and encodes 225 amino acids. Lineage: Eukaryota; Fungi; Ascomycota; Eurotiomycetes; Onygenales; Arthrodermataceae. The record is from RefSeq and is a predicted model, not a curated record.
AUGGCAUCAAAAAAGCUAGAACAGCUCCGGGUCGGAGUCCUUUUGACACAGUCGGUCCAACUACUAGACUUAGCAACCGUUGAUCUUCUCGGAAUGAUGUCAAAGGAAUACAUUGAGAGCUUAGGCCUUCUACCCAAAGCCAUAUCUGACCUUGGACUCCCCGUCAGUAUCCAUUACAUUGGAUUAAAGCCCGAUUGUGCCGGUACAUACGCUGAAUGCACUGCCAACAUCGGCAUUCGGCUCACAGCUUCUAUCCACGAUGCGUCCGUCUCGGCAGACAAUUUGGAUAUCUUGAUGAUACCUGGUCCGGACCCCAAGUAUCUCCCUGACGACUCUGUUUCGGCGUAUAUCAGAACGCAAAACGACGCUGGGAAUGUUAUCUUGGCGAUAUGUACCGGAUCUUAUGUUGCUGGGCAUGCUGGUAUUUUGGACGGAAGACAUGUCACAGGCCCCAAAGGUUUAAUUUCAGAUCUGGAAACGAAGUUUCCUAAGGUGAAGCAAUGGGAUAAUUCGGUGAGAGUUGUCAAGGACGGGAAUAUUUGGACCAGCGGCGGAGUUACGAAUGGCAACGAUCUCGUGGCUGCCUACCUUCGAGAGAAUUUCCCGCUGCCUCUGGUGAAUACGAUUCUAGCUAUGGCUGAUGUAGGUGACAGGAAGCUUGAAUAUGGAACCGAUUGA